This is a messenger RNA of Saccharomyces paradoxus, 1185 nucleotides long. It is a transcript of the gene OLA1, whose product is annotated as Obg-like ATPase. The transcript has a single exon. The record is from RefSeq and is a predicted model, not a curated record. NCBI's taxonomy places the organism in Eukaryota, Fungi, Ascomycota, Saccharomycetes, Saccharomycetales, Saccharomycetaceae. The coding region runs from base 1 to 1185 and encodes 394 amino acids. Gene Ontology annotation, molecular function: ATP binding; GTP binding; ATP hydrolysis activity. Gene Ontology annotation, cellular component: cytoplasm.
AUGCCUCCAAAGAAGCAAGUUGAAGAAAAGAAGGUCUUAUUGGGUCGUCCAGGUAACAACUUGAAAGCCGGUAUUGUCGGUCUGGCCAAUGUUGGUAAGUCUACGUUUUUCCAAGCCAUCACUAGAUGUCCAUUGGGUAACCCAGCCAAUUAUCCAUUCGCUACCAUUGAUCCAGAAGAAGCCCGUGUUACUGUUCCAUCUCCAAGAUUCGACAAGUUGUGUGAAAUUUACAAAAAAACAGCUUCUGAAGUUCCAGCUCACUUGACCGUUUACGAUAUUGCUGGUUUGACUAAGGGUGCUUCUGCCGGUGAAGGUUUGGGUAAUGCUUUCUUGUCUCACAUCAGAUCAGUCGAUUCUAUCUACCAAGUCGUUCGUUGUUUCGAUGAUGCUGAAAUUAUUCACGUUGAAGGUGACGUUGAUCCAGUUCGUGAUUUAGAGAUUAUUAACCAAGAACUAAGAUUGAAAGAUAUUGAAUUCGCACAAAAGGCUUUGGAGGGUGCUGAAAAAAUUGCCAAAAGAGGUGGUCAAUCUUUGGAAGUCAAGCAAAAGAAGGAAGAAAUGGAUUUGAUUAUCAAAAUCAUUGACUUGCUAAAGAGUGGUCAAAGAGUUGCUAACCACUCUUGGACUUCAAAAGAAGUUGAAAUUAUCAACUCUAUGUUUUUAUUGACUGCUAAACCAUGUAUCUACUUGAUUAAUUUGUCUGAAAGAGAUUACAUCAGGAAGAAGAACAAGCACCUGCUAAGAAUUAAGGAAUGGGUAGACAAGUACUCUCCAGGUGAUUUGAUUAUUCCAUUCAGUGUUUCUUUAGAAGAAAGACUAUCUCACAUGUCUCCAGAAGAUGCAGAAGAGGAAUUGAAGAAACUGCAGACAAUAUCCGCCUUGCCAAAGAUUAUUACCACCAUGAGACAAAAAUUAGAUUUGAUUUCCUUUUUCACUUGCGGUCCAGACGAAGUUCGUGAAUGGACUAUUAGAAGAGGUACUAAGGCUCCACAGGCUGCUGGUGUCAUUCAUAACGAUUUAAUGAACACCUUUAUUUUGGCUCAAGUUAUGAAAUGUGAAGAUGUCUUUGAAUACAAGGACGAUUCUGCCAUCAAGGCCGCUGGUAAGUUGUUGCAAAAGGGUAAAGACUAUGUUGUUGAAGACGGUGAUAUCAUCUACUUCAGAGCUGGUGCUGGUAAAAAUUGA